AUGCCGUCAUGGGUCUUCCACCUCCUGCAGCUGCUCCCCACCUGCGUGACCUUUGCCCUGGUGGCCAGUGUGGGCACUUGGAGUGGGGGGGGGGCCACAGGUAACUGGUUCACGUUCACCUGGUGCUUCUGCUUCAUCCUGUCCUUCAUUAUCCUCAUAGGCGAGCUCUGUGGGCUCCCGUUCUGCCUCCCCCUCUUCGGGGACAGCGUUCUAAUCACCUGUGCCUGCUCUGCCACCCUCUUCUGCCUCUCAGCCUCCAUGGACUUUGUCACCACCUACAUCCAGUUCUUGCCACGCAGCCCCUUCAGGGACCUCACCAUGGCUGCCACUGCCAUCUCCUGCAUCACUUCUGUGGCUUAUGCCACUGAAGUGGCCUGGACCCGUGUCCUGACUGGUGAGUUCUCCUGUGAUGUGUUCACUUUGCCGGGUCUGCUCAAGAGGCUGGAGAUCUUUGUGGCCUGUGCCAUCUUUGCCUUCAUCAGCAGCCCCUCCCUGUACCAGCACCAGCCGGCCCUGGGGUGGUGCAUGGCUGUGUAUGCCAUCUGCUUCCUCCUGCCAGCUGUGGCCCUCCUGCUGCCCUGGUGUGACUGGGGCAGAAGGUUGCUCAUCCCCUUCCCCGUUUUCCAUUUGGGGCUCACCUCGCUCUCUGUUCUCUUCUACACCACGGCUGUGAUCCUCUGGCCUCUCUACCAGUUUGACGAGCAGUUCGGUGGCCAGCCCCAGCGGUCCAGUGAUGCCACCUGCAGACAUAGACUCCCCUACGACAGGUGCACCUGGGACCAUCUGUUGGCUGUGGCCACCCUGACAGCCAUCAACCUGCUGCUUUACGUGGUUGGCCUCAUGAACCUGGCCUGUUCACCCGCCGGCACACCUGGGGCAGGACAGGAGGUGGCAGUGGCUUCCCAUGGGCCCAGGUGA
Molecule: messenger RNA, 918 nt
Organism: Phacochoerus africanus (Common warthog)
Lineage: Eukaryota; Metazoa; Chordata; Mammalia; Artiodactyla; Suidae
Product: myeloid-associated differentiation marker-like
Cellular component (GO): plasma membrane; cell-cell junction
Source: RefSeq, a predicted model, not a curated record